CCUCGACCUCCCAGGAAACAACCACCUCGACAUCCACUCUCCGGACCUCGACCUCCCUCCUCCCCAACCCUUUCGAGUUCCGAUUGUCGUAUCUACCACCACCAACAUGUCCGCAGACGAGGAGAAGGCAAAGAAGCAACGCGAGGCCGGCGAGAGGGAGGCAGCCAGACUCUGGCGCGCAUGGCGAACAGUCCACGAGAUGGUCCAAGAUCGCGGCUACGAGCUGACCGACGAAGAAGUCAAGAUCAGCUUUGAUAACUUCAAGUACAACUACGCGUCGGAUGGGGAGGAGGAUAUCAUCGAUCGCAAGAAGAUGAAGUUCUCCGCCCGUCCCUCUGAUGCCAUGAUGGUCAGAUACUCCAACCCACCUACAGCUGCAGACCCCAACCCCGCCAGCCCAGACAUCGGCACGAUCUGGGUCGAGUUCCUGCCGGACUCCAGCGUAGGAAUCAAGCAGAUGCGCGCCUUCGCCCAGUACCUGACCAGCCACAACUUCCACACCGGCAUCCUGGUCACCAACGUCAAUAUCACCCCCGCUGCACUCAAGAUCAUCCCUGCCGUUGCGUCCGAGACGAGAAUCGAGUGCUUCGUUGAGCAGGACUUGCUGGUUAAUAUCACGCAUCAUGAGUUGGUGCCUCAGCAUGUUUUGCUUAGCAAGGAGGAGAGAACUGCCCUGCUGCAAAGAUAUCGAUUGAAGGACACGCAGCUCCCGCGAAUUCAGCUGGGCGAUCCUGUUGCGAGGUAUUUUGGCUUGAGACGCGGACAGGUGGUCAAGAUUAUUAGAAAGUCAGAGACGGCAGGGCGAUAUGCCAGUUACAGACUUUGCGUUUAGGGGGCAAAGGAGUGUUUGGGUGGGAAGGAAUGAGAAAUGGAGUUUAUGGCGCUGGUUUAUUUGGCAAAAGCAUGCAUGGGGGAGGGCGUCUAGAUUGUGAGAUAACUACUGCGACUUUGCGGAUACCAAAAUAAACUGUACCAACAAAAGUGAUCCUCUUGGUAUAUGUACAUGACAUGUGAUAUUGCAGAAGAAAGGAGUCUGAGAAGAGGUACUCAAUCAGGUUGAGGGAGGCGCUUUAAAUUGGAUCCUUCUCUAUGAUUGUCAUCUUGAAAAUUGC
Molecule: messenger RNA, 1112 nt
Organism: Hyaloscypha bicolor E
Lineage: Eukaryota; Fungi; Ascomycota; Leotiomycetes; Helotiales; Hyaloscyphaceae
Product: RPB5 subunit of DNA-directed RNA polymerase
Exons: 2
Coding region: 107-832 (241 amino acids)
Biological process (GO): DNA-templated transcription
Cellular component (GO): RNA polymerase II, core complex; RNA polymerase III complex; RNA polymerase I complex
Molecular function (GO): DNA-directed RNA polymerase activity; DNA binding
Source: RefSeq, a predicted model, not a curated record